Messenger RNA from Exophiala xenobiotica, 1213 nucleotides. RefSeq lists its product as uncharacterized. The transcript has a single exon. The coding region runs from base 270 to 1121 and encodes 283 amino acids. The record is from RefSeq and is a predicted model, not a curated record. Lineage: Eukaryota; Fungi; Ascomycota; Eurotiomycetes; Chaetothyriales; Herpotrichiellaceae.
CGAGGCUGAUGGAUGGUAUGUAAGUACCUACCUAGGUAGGUAGGUAGGUAGGUGUGCAUGUCAUCCAUAUGAGUACCUUUACCGAAGAACCGGUGGUCAUACUUAUGUAGGCUCCUCCACGACAGCUUCCAAAUCUACUCUCAAAAGAGGCUCGACGUCUACAGGUUAAUCAGCCUCAGCUCCCAAAGCCCAAAAACAACCUCCCGCAUAAAUACGCUCUAUCAAUCCAUUCUCAUCCUGAAUACGGAGUGCUCGGCAGGCAAACGACAAUGCCUCUCGCAACAAUCCACCUCCUCUCCCUCACGACCUCAACCAGCAUCCCAUCCUUCCUCGACGCACUCAGCUCCAGCGGCCUCCAACCCCUCGUAGUCUCCAAGGUAAUCCGAUGGGUCAUCACGCCCACGAAAAUCGACGUCGACCCUCUCCUCCACCCUCAAAAGCCAUGGGAUCUUCUCAUCAUCGCCCCCGGCAACACUGACGCUCUCCCCCAACCGCUCGCCCACAAGGUCGAAUGCCACUGGAGCACCGUCGCCGGCAUACCCAGCCGCCUGACGCACACCUUCUCGUCGACCAACGCCCAAAUCCUCCAUCCAGACCCAUCAUCAGUCCCCAGCCUGACCGGCGCCCUGGACAACCCUCGUCUCGGAGCGAGCAGCCAGACCCUCGAACUCUCAUCCGAUCUCUCAACUUGGAUCAAAGCCUUUAGCCAGACGCCCACCGGUAAGACGCCGCUGUCCAUGCUCAACCUGCUCGCCUUUAAACCAGGACUCAAAGAGUCGUACUUGGAAUAUGGCAAAGCCUUCGCCGAGAGCAUCGGCUCCAGACGAGGUGGGAACGCGAAACUUGUAGGCAACAUUGUCCCUCAACCGCAACCUCAAUCUCGAUCAGGCUCAAGCCAGGGCUCAAAAAAGGAGAGAGAUUGGGAUGAGUUCGCACUGGCUUCGUACCCUUCGAUCCUGCAUUUCGCGGACAUGUUGGCAAGCGAGGACUAUCAGGCGGUGAACCUCAAGUAUCGUGUCCCCGCGCUGGAGGAUACGUUGAUCCUUUGCACGAGUGAGAUUGAGAUUGAGGAGAUCAUGAAGGGGAAGGGGAAGAGGGCGGCAGGGAGCUCUAAAUUAUAAGAUAAGUAGGCGCCUGGCACAGUGUAAUUUCGAGGAGCCAGCCUCAGGAAAUACAUACACAUUCCAACAAGCGAGCCAUCCACCACUUCCCA